UAACAAAAACCUGGAGUGGUCGAAUAUAUUAAGAUGAAACGCUGAUGAUAUUGCCGUUAUUGUUGGUCUACAGAUGAUUCAACAUAUAUGUGUAUAUAUUAUUCUUAAUAAUUUAAAUUAUUUGCUUCAAAGUUAAUCCAUAUGAACAUGGAUUAUCCAACAGAAGAAGAAUUGUAUGAGCUUCAACAUCAAGAUGAAUUGGAUGCUUUAAAUGAUAUAGAACCAUCUGACCCUUACGGAAAUGAUGAUUUUGAUCCAUUUUCAAUUUACUCAAGCAGAGAACCUGUAUCAAAGAAAGCAAAAGUGAAUGAUUGUGAUUCAAAUCAGAAUGUUAGUACUUCUAUUAUUGGUUCCCAUGAACAUUUGCAAAAUAAAAAUUUCAGGACUGGUGAAGAUAAGUCUUCUAGUUCUGCUUCUGUUUCUUGUGGUUCUCCAAAGCAAUCAAAAGAACAUUCAGAGAAUGCUGUUGAGAAUUCUCCUAAAAGUGCAGAGAGAAGCACAUUGGAAGGUUCCUGUUACUCUUCUUGGACUACUUCUAAUAUUAAAAGAAAUCUUUUAUUUGAGUUGAAUAAUACAGAAGAAAAUCUUGAUUGUGAUGAAUCUUUAACAUCCCAAACAGAGAAAAGAAAACUUAGUGAUUUAUCAGAUGACAGUGUACAGUCAGGAAAUACAGGGAAAAGAAGAUGUAAUAUUAGUGAAUCAGAAAUAGAUAUUUCAAGUAUUCCUUCAACAUCUACUCAACAACCAUCUUAUUCAAGAUCGUUUUUAAAUAGUUCAAAGGAAACACUAACUCUUACUCGUUCAGAUGGACAGAGAAUUUAUUUUUCAUUGAAUGAUGAAGAUGAUGAUUCUAAUAAAAUUGAAAGUUUCAGUCAGAAAACUAGCUGUUUACUUCAAAUACCAAUACAUUUUCUUAAAUUUCAAUAUUUUGCCAUGGAAGAGAAAGCACUGAAAGAACAAGAAGAGGCACAAAUGGAGAAUGACUGUGUAAUGCUUGAAGAAAAUAAAGAAAAUAUUCCUGAGCAUUCAUUAUGGGUUGAAAAAUAUCGCCCCUUAUCAUACAUGCAUCUCCUAAGUGAAGAGGGCAUCAAUCGCACUCUUUUACAAUGGUUAAAAUUAUGGGAUAAAGUUGUGUUUGGAAAAGAAAAGAAAGCCAAGAAGAAAGUAGCAGAGCCAAAAAAACCUAACAAAUAUCAGAAGACUUGGGGGGAAUUAAUUGAGGAUUUAGAUGAGCAUGGAAGACCUUACCAUAAGGUAGCAUUUUUAUGUGGUCCACCUGGUUUAGGAAAAACUACAUUAGCUACUAUAAUUGCCAGACAUGCUGGUUAUAAUGUUGUAGAAAUAAAUGCGAGUGAUGACCGAAAUCCUGAGGCAUUCAGAACAGCUUUGGAAGCUGCUACUCAAAUGAAAUCUGUUUUGCAUCAAGAUCAUCGUCCAAAUUGCUUAAUAUUGGAUGAAAUUGAUGGUGCUCCUGCUGCAUCUAUUAAUGUUUUGAUUUCUUUCAUCAAAUCUGCUGGCAUUCCAAAAGGCCAAAAACGUAAGAAAGGAGAUAUUCCUCUACUUACAAGACCAAUUAUUUGUAUUUGUAAUGAUCAGUACAGUGCUGCUUUGAAACCACUUAGACAGUUAGCUUUGGUUUUAAAUUUUCCUUCUACAGCAACAUCUCGUUUAGCUUCUCGAUUACAAGAGAUAUCUUCAAAAGAAGGUUUACAUGUAGAUAUGGCUGCUUUGACUUUACUUUGUGAAAAAACCUGUAAUGAUGUUCGAUCAUGUUUGUCAACUUUGCAGUUUCUUCAUAGAAGCAAAAAGGAACUGAAGUUAUCUGACCUAGAGGGUUUACAAAUUGGUCAAAAGGAUAUGCAGAAAAGUCUUUUUGGAGUAUGGCAGGACGUAUUUUAUUACAAAGAAAAGAAAUCAUUUUCAAAUGUGUUGAGUGUAUUGCAAGCAUUUGGAGAUUAUGAAAAAGUCUAUAUUGGAUUAUUUGAAAAUUAUCUAAAUAUUAAAUUUAAGCACAGGAACUUAGAUUCAGUUUGGAUGGGCUCAGAAUGGCUUUGUUUUGUUGAUAUAAUACAGCAACAGAUUGCUCACCAGCAGCUUUUCUUCUUAAUACCAUAUCUUCCAUAUCCAGCUGUAGCUUUUCAUGUACUUUUUGCAUCUAAUUCAUAUCCACAUAUGUCUUAUCCAACUGCAUUUUACGAAAAUAGAGCAAAAGUGUCUCAGUUGAACAACACCUUAACAAGUUUAAUCAAAGAUAUAACAGCAUCUUUGAAAACAUUUCUGAAUUCUGCCAUCUUAUUGACAGAUGUAUUCCCUUUUCUGGUUGAAAUUAUCAAACCUAAUUUAAGGCCUGUUAAUACACAGUUGUACAGUGAACGAGAAAAGAAUGAGCUAAGACGAGUAAUUGAGUUGAUGUUAGCAUUUAAUCUUAACUAUCGUCAAGAAAGGUCACUAGAAGGAACCUACAAUUAUGUUUUAGAUCCAAACAUUGAAGAAUUAAUUAGAUUUAGUGAUAUUAAAACAAAAAACGUUUUAACUUAUUCAGCAAAGCAGAUGAUUGCGAGAGAGGUGGAAAUGGAACAAAUGAGAAAGGGAGAUUCUGCUUCAGAUGAAAAAGCAAAAAACGUUUCAAAAGAAAAAGUUUCUGUUCAUAAACCAGAGCCAAAAAUAUUUCAGCAGAAGGAAAUUUCUGAAAGGCCUGUUUUGGAUUUCUUUGGGAGACAAAUUAUUCCAACUGCAAAAGAGGACACUGAAAACAAGAAAGAUCCAAGGGAUGAAGAAGUCUGGUUCCACUUUAAAGAAGGGUAUAGCAAUGCCGUACGAAGAACAGUUCAUAUAAAAAAUUUGUUAUAAUAGUUAUUUUUACUUUAUUUUGCAGUUGUUAUUUGUUAUAUGACUAUUUUUAUAAAACAUAAUUUAUACAGAACUAUCACCGCUUUCACUGAUUUAACUUUACUUUC
Messenger RNA from Argiope bruennichi, 2957 nucleotides. It is a transcript of the gene cutlet, whose product is annotated as chromosome transmission fidelity protein 18 homolog. The transcript is spliced from 23 exons. NCBI's taxonomy places the organism in Eukaryota, Metazoa, Arthropoda, Arachnida, Araneae, Araneidae. The coding region runs from base 142 to 2850 and encodes 902 amino acids. The record is from RefSeq and is a predicted model, not a curated record. Gene Ontology annotation, molecular function: ATP binding; ATP hydrolysis activity.